AUGAAAGCCUGGCUCUACACCACCACCUCACCAAGCCUAGAAAAGUCCCUAACCCUCCACAACAACGCCCUCGCACCUCCGACCCCAAAAAACAACGAACUCCUCAUCCAAGUCCUCAGCGCAUCCCUAAACCACACAGACUACCAAUACCCAGAGCAAUUCCUAAAUUCAGGCCUCGCACGCCUAAUAAUAGGCACACCCGCAAGUCCCGGAAUAGAAUUCUGUGGUCGAGUCACAGCCACAGGACCCCUAGCACAGCAUUUGAAAGAAGGCACAAUAGUCUACGGUUGUCACAGCCGCCCCACUCAAUUCGGGACAUUAGCCGAAUACCUCGUUAUAAAAGCUGAUAAAAUCGCCAUUUUACCUGAUGGAGUUGACAUCAAUUCUGCAUCUGCGGUUAGCAUCUGCGGAAUAACAGCCUACCAAGCUCUAGAAGGGAAUGUCAAACCUGGUUCCGGUUCAUCGGUCCUGAUAAAUGGCGGUUCAGGAGGAUGCGGACAAUUCGCGAUCCAAAUCGCAAAAGCAAUGGGGUGUCGCGUUACAGCAACCUGCUCAACAAGAAACAUGGAACUAUGUCUCCGAAUCGGUGCAGAUGAAGUAAUCGACUACACAGCCGAAGAAGAUCUAGUGCGCAAAUUAGCUUCUCGGGGAUCAGGAAUGGAAUUCGAUUGUAUAAUCGAUAAUGUUGGGACUCCGUCAACGCUAUACUAUGAGUGUCAUCGGUUUCUGAAAGAGGAAGGGGUAUUCAUGCAAGUCGGGGUUGAGUCGGUGAGGACGUAUUUACGGGCUGUGUGGCCUGCUUUUCUUGGGGGUGGGAGGAGACGAUAUGUGAUUUUGCGACGGGUGGAUGAUAAUAGACGGCUUGUGAAACUUGGGGAGUGGUUGGGGGAUCGGACUGUGCAGGUACAGACUGAUGGGGUUUAUGAGUUUCAUGAUGUGGUUAAGGCGUUUGAGAAGUUGAGAUCUGGACAUGCGAGGGGGAAGAUCGUGGUUCGUGUUAGUGAUCCGCAUGCGAGGGAUAUGCAGUCAUUUGGGAUUGGAUUUUGA
Molecule: messenger RNA, 1047 nt
Organism: Penicillium angulare
Lineage: Eukaryota; Fungi; Ascomycota; Eurotiomycetes; Eurotiales; Aspergillaceae
Product: NAD(P)-dependent alcohol dehydrogenase
Exons: 1
Coding region: 1-1047 (348 amino acids)
Cellular component (GO): mitochondrion
Molecular function (GO): oxidoreductase activity
Source: RefSeq, a predicted model, not a curated record